AUGCAAUCGCAUCUGCCAGGUGCUUUUUCACAAGGCCUUACGAACGAGACCGUGCUUGACCAGGCGCUGAUCCGACAAUACGCUUCGCUGGUGCGCGUGGGCUGGUUCGACUCUGCCUCAGAUCAACCGUAUCGUCAACUUGGCUGGAAUACAGUUGCGACUAAUGCUUCCCAACAGCUUGCACGGCGGGCCGCAACCGAGGGAAUCGUGCUACUGAAGAACGAUGGGGUUCUGCCAAUCAGCAUCGACUCGUCAAUGAAGGUUGGACUAUUUGGUGAAUGGGCGAAUGCCACCACACAACUUCUCGGGAAUUACGCCGGUGUGAGCACAUACUUACACUCUCCACUCUACGCAUUACAGCAGAUCAACGCCACGAUAAACUAUGCUGGAGGCCUUCCCGGAGGCCAGGGAGAUCCAACAACGGAACGAUGGCUCAAUCUCAAGCCUGCCAUUGAUGGCAGCGAUGUUCUGGUAUAUGUUGGUGGCAUCGACAACGGUGUUGAAGAGGAAGGCAUGGAUCGAAACUCUUUGCAAUGGACUGGUGCGCAGCUCGAUGUGAUUGGACAGCUCGCAGACACCGGAAAACCGACAAUUGUUGUCGUCAUGGGUGGCGGUCAAAUUGACUCGACUCCGAUCAAGAACAACCCCAAUGUUUCUGCAAUCUUAUGGGGCGGAUACCCCGGUCAAGACGGUGGUUCAGCGAUUGUUGAUAUUUUGACCGGUAAGGUAGCACCAGCUGGCCGUCUCCCACAGACUCAAUACCCGUCCAACUUCAUCAGCCAAGUUGCCAUGACGGAUAUGUCGCUUCGACCCAGUGACAACAAUCCAGGUCGUACGUACAAGUGGUACAACGGCUCCGCGGUUUACGACUUCGGGCACGGUUUACACUACACGAACUUCACUGUCAACAUCACUUCUGGACUACAGACUAGCUAUGUUAUCUCAGAUGUGAUAUCAAACUGCAAAUCUGCCUGGCUAGACCAAUGCCCCUUUGCCUCCGUUCAGGUCAGCGUCCAGAACACCGGCAGCGUAACAUCUGACUACGUCACUCUCGGCUACAUCGCCGGCGAACAUGGGCCAGCGCCACACCCCAAGAAGUCUCUCGUAAGCUAUCAGCGCCUUCACAGCAUCCCCAGUGGGUCUUCAGGUACAUCAACGCUCAACCUGACGCUCGCCUCGCUCGCGCGCGUUGAUGAGAUGGGCAACAAAGUACUGUACCCGGGAGACUACAGCUUGCUCAUAGACAACGAUCCACUGGCCAGUUAUGAAUUUACCUUGACAGGAGGUAAUGGAACCAUGUUGGAAAAGUGGCCUCAGCCGCCGCCAAAAAUUGCUUGGAGUACCCACAAGCACCUCUGUAAGACUCUCCAGGAUUUCCAAGAUCAGAAUCGUCCUGCUGCUACCGAUAAAGGCGAGAAAUACAGCCGCGCGAUACUGUUCGAUCCCGCACGUGCGCACCCGCAAUUCAUCUGGCUUAAGUCGCGAAACAACUGUACCGAUUCCAUUGAAUUGGACGACCUUGCAGACGAGGGCGGGCUCGCGAAUUUCACAAAAUCAAAAUUCACCAAUGACCAUGUCUGUGACAAGCGUAUCGAGUUUGUGCGCAACAAGCUGUUGGACAGGUCUAUCGGGCACUGUAUCUACAUAAGCUACCGCGACAACUACUUCAACGAUGGCUCGGAGUUCAACGGUGCGGUAUCUGGCAUCUCUGACUCAGCAUCUAAGUAUCUGCAUGCGUGGGGCGGACCCAUCAUCGCUCACUCAACGAACAACCCGAUGUCAGUCGUCGAUCUAAUUCCUUCCGAUCUGCGCCAUAUCGGAGACUUCUUUAACAGCUUCAAGUAUAGCCCGGUGGACAAAGUCGAUAACUAUGACGACUAUUACGCUUCUAGCGAUUCUGACGACUCUAAUGUCUCCAACCAUCCUAGAAAGCCUCUCAAAUUGAGUCUCUAUGAGGAGUUCAGACAGAUACUUUCGGUACGCAAGAAGAUGAUGGGAGAAAAGCUCGGCGGAAAGAAAGUGACUGCCGUCCGCAUCAAUUGUAACGGGGAUGUCACCGUCGACAACCGUCCCAGGUACGAAGCCUGCGAGAUCUCCAGCUCACAUCCUAUCUUCGAGCAAGCAGCCACCGACAUCUCACAGCGUGUCGACUUGCCCAUCCUGGUUCGGCGCACCCCUGGCAGUGUCGACACGUGGGCAAAGCGCAAUGAUGUCCCAACUAGCAUGGUUCCAUGGGUCAAUACCGCCGGCACAUUCCUCAACAUUGGUUGCCAACCCGAGCGCGAGAACGAUUUUCCCGGCUACAGCUGGGGGUUUGCACCAAUGAUUUGGCAAAACUCGGUUGGUGCUGUCUUGGUUGCUCGUCAGGAUAAGAAGGACUUGCUCCCUGGCCACGUUGAAGCUCUCGCGGAGUACAUCAAAGAGUAUCUGAUGCCAUUCUUCCAGAAACAGAGGGAGAGCGAGUACUGCGAGGACGAAAACCUUUUCCUUGACAAGUACUACCUCAUGAAAGAAGUCGGACUCGAGAGAUUUGAGGAGUACUUCCAGGGUUGGAAAUUGCGGCAGACCGAUCCUGUCAAGCAGCGAACUGCCUCUCCUUAUGCCUAG
Molecule: messenger RNA, 2607 nt
Organism: Parastagonospora nodorum SN15
Lineage: Eukaryota; Fungi; Ascomycota; Dothideomycetes; Pleosporales; Phaeosphaeriaceae
Exons: 2
Coding region: 1-2607 (868 amino acids)
Biological process (GO): arabinan catabolic process; xylan catabolic process
Cellular component (GO): plant-type cell wall
Molecular function (GO): xylan 1,4-beta-xylosidase activity; alpha-L-arabinofuranosidase activity
Source: RefSeq, a predicted model, not a curated record